AUGGAGACCAGUCCAGAGCUCGACAAGCCUGCUCGAGCUCCUGCCGACCCCGCACCAGCCGCCGUCGUCGCCCCCUCGCCGUCCAUUCACCUCCCGCGCUCGCUCCUCGCCCCGACCUUGGGCGACCUCCCCGCCGCUCCAGAAGACCAGCAGCGCUUCUACAAGGUCCACGACGCCCUCAAGUCUAUCGGCGCCCACCGCGUCAGCACCAUCGCCGAGCUCCAAGGCGAAAUCGACGACGCCCAGAGGGACGACGACGACCGCCGGCUCGAGGAAGAAGACGCCGCCGCCGCCGCCCUCGCCUCGUCCUCAGCCCACUCGUCCGACAUCCCCUCCGACUCGGCUCCUCGUCCUCGCCGUCGCACCUCGCUCCCUCGCCCCGCCCACAACGGCGACAGCACCGACGACGACGACGUCGCCGCUACGCCCCUCCGCAAGCCCGACUGGGCGCACCUCGCCUCGGCCGAGAGCGUCCUCGCCGGUGCGGCGACGGCUGCGGCAGCAGGCCCGGUCGAUGAGGACGCGGCUAUGGCGGAGCCGGACGACCGCGAGGACGAGGACGCCGACCUCGAGGAGAACGGCGAGGACGAGGACGAGGUCGUCGGCGUGCCGGUCAAGCGCGACUUGACGACCGCGGUCGAGGCGUCAAGUGCACCCGCCAGAACGUCGGCGGGCUCCGGCGGUCGCCGCAACACGUUCAAGGUCGCUCAAGGGCACAGCUCCGAUGUCGACAAGGCCGGCGAGAAAUCGUUCGCCCGCCCGUUCGAGCAGUACUGGAACGAGCACGUGUCCAAGCUUCACCACCCGCACGUGUGGUACCACCAGUCGCCCGUCGCCCCAUCCUCGUCCGCCUCGACCGCGACCACGACGCCCGCCGCCGACCCUCUCGUCGGCUGCACCCUCACCCUCACCCUCCCCGACUCUUCCUCUCGCAUCUUCAGCGCCCCGGCGACGCACCCCUCGCGCAAGGCCGCCCGCGACGCCGUCUUUGCGCUCGCGUGGGCCGCCAAGGCGCACGAGGGCGCGCGCGCUUUCCGCGACCAGGUCGGGUGGGACAGGGAGGCGGCCGAGGAGCGCGAAGAUAAGGAGCGUAUCGGGGCGAUGGCGGGAGGGGAGAAGCCGUGGGAGGCGUUGCGGGCCGAGGGCGAGAGGUGGAUGGCCGAGCCGGUGAGGUGGGAGUUCGAGGAGGACUCGCUCAACACGACGCACGCCUGCCGCCUCACCGUUCCCGUCUCGCCGACCUCGACCCUCACCUUCCUCACGCCGACGACUUUUACCUCGCACCGCUCGGCCAAGGACGCCGCCGCCCGCCUCGCCCUCGAAGCCGGCGUCUCGAGCCAGUACGAGCGCGCGUUCAAGGAGCGCCUCGAGCGCGAGUCGGGCGGGUACCUCCAGUUCGACGCGACGGGAGGUCAAGGCGCCGUCCUCCUCAAGAAACAGGCCGAGGGCGCCGAGGCGAGCGACAAGGAGGCCAUGGACCCGGUCACGCUCCUCCAGGCCGAGGUCAAGAGCGCGUUCGGCGGCGUCAACAAAUUCGUCGACUGGUCGUUCGGCACCUCGAGGGACAACAGCUCGUCCAGCAACCCGCUCCUGUCGUGCACGUUCAAGCUCACCUUCCCCGAGCCCGCGCCCGUCGACGACCCGUCGACCUCCUCCACCUCGACCGUGCCCGUCGCGCCCGAGCCCUUUACCUGCUCGGUACCGGCCUCGUACCACACCAAAGCGCACGCACGCACCUCGUGCGCCGCCCUCGCGUUUCGCCUCGGCGUCGUCGAGGUCCUCAAGCCGUACCAGGUCAAGCGCGCCGACGAGCUCCGGGCGAGGAAGACCGACCGCGAGCGGCGCGAGCGCGAGAGGCGCGAGGAGAGGGAGGAGGGGGGCGUCAAGAGCGCGCCGAGGGCGGGCACGGUGCCGUACGAGGAGCUGGACUCGCUCGACAACCCGGCGGCAUACCUCAACCUGUGCGUUCAGCAGUGGACGGGCAACUCGGCGCCGCUCAAAUUCGAGUACAAGACCGCCGAGCAGCCGGGCAGCCGCACCAAGCAGCACGGCUGCACUGUCGACGUGCGCAUCGACCACACGUUCCGCAAGGCGUACACGGUCCCGCCCUCGAGCUCGACCCUGACGCGCGCCGCCGCCAAGGAGGCCGCCGUCCGCCUCGCCCUCUCUUCUCGCGUCCUCGACCUCAUCAAGCCCGCCGACGUCGACCCGCCGAGCAGGGCCAAGGCCGUCAAGCGCGCGCGCAGGACCGAGGGUCCCGAGUCGGCGGCGAGCAGCGGCGCCGAGGCGUCGAGCGGGCCGAGCGGCGGGGCGGGCAAGCGCGCGAGGAAGGCGGCGCAGGUGGUGCAGGGCGCGCUCGAGUCGCCGUGGGCGGCUGCCGAGGGAGCGGGCGGGAGCGCGGGCGCGCUGAGCGUGAGGGCGCCGCCGCCGGGCGAGAGCGCCGUCGGGUUCCUCGACCAGGUCUGCCUCGCGCAGCUCGGCAGCGGCGGCCUGCCGCAGUACGACGUGUUCCAGGACUCGAACUCGAGCUUGUUCGGCGCCACCCUGCGCAUCGCGCUCGGCCCUCCCUCGUCUUCCUCCUCCUUGUCGUCCUCGUCCUCGCCUGCCGUCAUUUCCUUCUCCUCCGACGCCGUGCACCCCUCGCGCACGCACGCGCAAGAAGCCGCGGCGACCAUCGCCGUCCGCGACGGCCUCGUCGACCAGCUACGGCUCGGCGGCGCUCACCCUCGCCCGCCUUCGUCGGGCUCGAGGGAUGCCGGGACGAGCACGAGCGCGAGCGCUGCCGCGGUGACGGCCCCGAGGGCGAGCUCUGGCGGCGCCGGCGAGGGCAGCGACGUCUCGCAGGCUGGCGGCGAGGGCCCUGUUGCCCCCGUCGUAGCUGCUCAUGACGUCGAUGCCGCCGUCGCUGUCGUUGGGGCGAAGCGCAAGCUCGAGGAGGAGGACGAGGAGGAGCAGGUCGUCAAGGAGGGCUACCUCGGCGGUGCGGGAGCGGCGGUGCAGCAGCUGAGGGACGGGUGCGCGGUGGUCCUCGGCAAGGACGCGAGCGUCGUGCCGAGGUACCGGUUGGUCCAGAAGGGCUCCUUCUUCUCAGCUUCCGUCAUCGUUACCCUCGAUACCCUCUCAUCUGCGACUCGCGCCUUCGGCGUUCCCCCUUCCUUUGCGACCCACGACACCGCCUGCGACGCCGCCGCUCAGGCCGCUCUCUCUGCCGGCGCCCUCGAGCUCGUCCAUGCCCGCCACCGUCCACCCCCACCUGCCGCCACCGACAUCGUCUCGUCCCACGCGUCGUCGCACUCGGCCACCGCGUCGUCGAAGCCUCGGCGCGGCAAGCAGAUGUCGACGGCCCGCUCUGGCGAGGAGCAGGCCGCGCUCAGCAGAGCCACGUACGGGGGCUUCGGCGCCGCCACGGCCGCGACCUUCGCGAGCGCCGUCGAGCAGGACAAGGCGCGCGAGAAGGAGAAGCGGGACAAGGAGGCGAGGGCCGAGGUCGCGAGGAACCCGCUCAUCCCGUCUGCGGCGCCGGCUACGGCACAGGUCGCGCAGCGGUCGCCCGUCGCUCCUGGUGAGCAGGCGGCUGCUGUGGACCCGUCGAGGUCGGCGGGCGUGGCGGGAUCGGCGCAUGGGUUGGUCAUGGACGGGCCCUCGGUUUCGGCGCUCAAAGCCUACUGCCUCGCCAAGAUGCUCCCGAUCCCGCUCCUCCGCCACGAGCCUCUCGCCGACGGCGCGUCGCACAAGGUCCACGUCGUCCUCCAGGGCCUGCGGUUCGAGCUCCCGUCGGUGCCGGGCACGGCAAGCGCCGCGAGGGAGCGCCUCGCCGUCAAGGUGCUCAAGCAUCUGCGAGCGCAGGAGGCCAAGGAGGCGAGCGCGGCCUGA
This is a messenger RNA of Rhodotorula graminis WP1, 3873 nucleotides long. RefSeq lists its product as uncharacterized. The coding region runs from base 1 to 3873 and encodes 1290 amino acids. The transcript has 11 exons. The record is from RefSeq and is a predicted model, not a curated record. Lineage: Eukaryota; Fungi; Basidiomycota; Microbotryomycetes; Sporidiobolales; Sporidiobolaceae.